CGUGUACAAUCUUCCAGUAGUUCUCCCACAAUCACUCAUUAAGUAAUAAACUACUUAACUAGUAAUUAAAGCGUCUAGUAAUUAUUGUUGCACCACAUUGAUUGCUUACUUUUACUAUUUUGAACUCGAUGUAAACGAUUCAAAGUUUAAAGUAAAGCUACUCAAACCUGGACAGCAGCCCACCACAUCACCACCACAGGUAAAACUAUGUUACUAUGUACUAUGUUGAUAUGUUGUAUAGUAUAAAUAAACACAUUUUUUUUUCUAAACAUUAGUAGGGCCUAAAUGAUUAAAAAUAAUAAUUUGAUAUCUACCCUUAAUCACAGGCCCCGCCUAGUUCUAGGCCACUUUUACCUCCUACUCCUAGUCCUAGUCCUACAUUAGUUGCACUGACUAUUAGUAAUAGUAUUAGUCCUAUUACUAAUUACUAUUACUAGUAUUAUUAGUAUUAGUGGUAUUGCUACUGACAAUGAGCAUUUACUGUAUUGCUAUUACUACUAUUACUAACUAGUACUAUUAUUAGUAUUAGUUAUUAUAUUCAGUGAAAUUGAUUUGUCAAUAAAAUAAGACUUAUUUUAUUUAAAAGUAUGGCUACACACUUAUAGUAUAGUAGUUAUAAUAUAGACUACUUAAUUCAAUACUUGACAAAUAGAGUGUAAUGUUUAUUUUAUUCUUUUUAAAUUUAUUAGUAUUAGUGCUGUCUAAACUGUAUAAAUAAGACUAGGCCUAGGCCAAUCAUCUAAAAAAACUAGAGUGUAGGUGAUGAUAAGUUAAUAAGUGGGUGAGAGACUGCAAAAUCAGGUUUAGUUCGUCCACAGUUGGAAGGAAAUAUGUGAAACAACAUAUGGGGAAACCUGAAAAAAGGAUAUAACAAAGAAACGAACACUUCGGCUUGAAGGUCUUCAGCAAACAAAGAAAAGCUACCACAAAUUGAAAUCCAAAAAUAAAAACUUAAAUGAAAUGUUUUAUCAAUGGGUACAACAAGAGGAAUGUUGUAGAUCACAGUUGUCCAGCCAGUGUGCAGCCCAGGACAGCUAUGAAUCUAUGAAUGCUGUCCAAAACAUGAUGUGUAAACUUAGAAACUUUAUGAGACUGCAACUAAGAAUAACAUAAAACCUUACAAAUCAUAUGUGUUACUGUUGUUCCCCACUGUUAUACCCAGUGAAACACACUUUGUAUAACUCAUAUGCCUUGGACAUUUUAUGGACUAUACAUUAAAGCGAUUUUAUUUUUCCAUUGUGAAUAUAUCUGACAUAGUUCCCGAUGGUGCUCUGAUGAUGUUAGGUAAAAGAUUUGGACUUAUAAAAUUAAAAGAAGACGAUAGAAUGGUCUUCUAAAACGUAUGUAUUAUGAAAAAUAACUGCAUUGCUCACCAAGAACAUUUUUGGGCAAAAGCUUUAAAGGAAAAUGUCAUGCAGAGUGUCAUCAAGGCCAUAAAUUUCAUAAGGGCAAAGGAAUUAAAUCAUUGCCAAUUCCAGGAAUUCCUUAAAUUAAUGUAUUCUUACUACAGGGAAAUCCUUAACUUUUAAGGAGUAAGAUGGUUAUAGAGGUAGAAUAUUGAAAAGUUUGUACAAAAACACAUUUUUUUUCCUGAAUUUCACAAUGAAAACAUGUUAACAGAUUUAACAUUUUUAGUUGACUUGACUGCUCAUUUAAAUGAGUUAAACAAGCAUUUUCAAGGUGAAAGCCAACUGUUCAAUACAAUAUUUCAAAUUAUAACAGCAUUUGAAAUGAAACUGAAACUAUUGCAAUCUCAAAUUUAGGACAACACUUUAUGCAUUUUGUCACUUUUGCUAAUUUUGGCCUGGCGAACAAUGAAAAAUAAACAGCCUUGCUUUUCAAUUUGAUACAAGAAUUUUAAAACAGGUUUCAAGAUUUCCUGGAAAAUUCCUAACCCUAACUCCAUUUUCAGUCAAAAUAAGUAUAAUGCCAUCCAAUUUUCAAAUGAAAUGGAUGGCUUUAAAAUCUGACAUUUGACUUUUAAACAAAAAAAUUGAUAAUGUCUUUUAACUGGAUUUCUCUAAAGUUCCAAAAUCAGAGAAGCUCAUUAUCCUUGGGGACUUCGAUGCUAGAGCUGGUACAGACCAAUUUCGGCACAAAUAGAUUCCCCAUUCCCUCCCUAACCCCCCCCCCCCCCCCCCCCCCCCCCCCCCCNCCCCCCCCCCCCCCCAACACGUGUAAUUGUUUGAAAAAAAACACUGGUCGUAACUCAUGGGACAACCUGAGCCCCCAAAUGAUUUUCUUAACAUUACUAGAAUAGGUUUUACACAGUCAUAAGGGGGCCUGGACCUCAGUUGCUGUUAACAAUUCCCUGCCUAUGCUCUUCACCAUCAAGUUUUGUUAUGCACUGCCAUUCAUACCAAUCUUGCAUAAAAUGAGCUGUCAGCCUGGGUUUUUGGAAUGGAAAUCAAUUUAAGAUUUUUACUUAAAUAAUAAUCCAUCAACAUAAGUAAACUUAAUUCAUUCUCUCAAGACUCUCCACUAGGACAAAAUCAAUAGAAAAUUAACUAGUUGACAGGCAGCCUUAUGCAGUAUUAAUUUUUAAUCCUUUUUUUUUCCCCGCUCUAUUUUUUUAUUGCAAAAUAAAAAGCAGUAAGACAGAAGGGCAGACAUCUCCCUUUGGUACAGAAGUAAUGCUUUAGCAAAUGCUGACCUGUCAAGAACAGUAUGCCAGUGCGUCUACGUAGAAAGGCACUUCUGGCCUAUAUACUCUCGCUGAGCUCCUGCUGCUUUAUUUUAUGGUUUUUCAUGUUUAUAUCUUAUGACCAAAGCUUAUCGGUAAGUAGUUUCAAUUUAUCCUUAUAAAAGUAUCAAAUUUACAGAAACAUUAUUUGAAAUAGACUACAUGAUGUUGAAAAUUAUCAGGGUUGUGUCAGAGACUAAUAUAUUUUAGUAUCUUUUAGCUUUCAGGGUUUUGUUUAAUUUUACCAUUUGCAUUCAGAAAUAGUGAAUUUUAAAAUAAUACUUGAAAUCAUCCAUUGCAGAGAAGGGAUUACACCCUUUUUCUCUAAAAAUAAUGAUUUUUGUUGUUCUUAUGAUACAUCAUAAAUUAUUUUUGCCGUCUUCUUUAUUAAUAGAGCUUAUUUGGUUUUUCUAUGUAUAAAAAACUAGCUCACAAGAAAUUUGUGCUAUCAAUUAGUCCUUUUAUUUUAUUCAAUUUAUCAUCUGUGACUUAAAGCCACUGGGAAGAAUUGAUUUAACUGCAGAGGACAGAAUUAACUUUCCACAUGAGUUUGAAUACAAGCAUUCUUUCAAAAGUAGGACAUUUUUAAAUGUUAAUUAUUUUAUUUUUUUUAACAUUAAGAUGUAAGACUAUUCUCUUUUUAAAAAUGUACGGUUACUUGUCAUCCUAUGUACUUGCCAGACGGCUAUAAAAUGUUGAUCAUCAAAGUUGAAUAACCCUUUUAAAAAAAUGACAUUUCAUUUUAAAUACUAGUUUCUUGGCAGUCCUUCAUAUAAUCAAACAAAGCCUGUGUUAUUUUUUGUAACAGUUAGAGAAAACAUUCUGCCAGAUUGAGCAACAGAUUUGUAAAGCAAAAUUUUUUUUGGGGGAUAAUAAGUAAUUAUAAGUAAGGAUUUUAAAGUAUUGAAUUUUUUAUUGAGAUAAUUUAAAGAUUGUAAAGAGUUAUUGUUAUGAUAAUUUUUUAAAAAGUGUGUGGGGGUUCUUUUUACUUAACCUCAUUCUCAUUCUAUACAGUAAAUUAAUAAACCCACUAAUUUUAUUAUAUCUAUCACUAAUUUUAUUAUAUCUAUUGCUCUUUCAGGUUCCGAGUCAAGAGCCCACGAAAAAUCCACGGUAAUUUUAACAUAAAAUUUGUUGGGGAAAAAAAAGACCAUUCCCUUAGGAUAGUUCAUUCAACACGUUUGACCACUAUAUCUAUUGAGUUUUCUUUCAAUCCGAGCAAUUUUUGUCAUGUUUUAUUGAAACGUCUAAAUGUGUAAAUUGUAUUUUAAUUAAAGCAUUACUGUACUUUUUUUACUACCGGGCAACACACAUUUUUUUGGUCAUAUUAAUUAAUCUACUCAGGCCAAGUUAAUGUCACUACAGCUUGUCCAUGAACAAACUGAUAACAUGGCCUAACAUGACACAAAUCCUCUGUCCUGUUGAAAGCUGUUGAAACAUUUGAGCCUUUUGAAACCUUUGAACCUGUUGAAACCUUUGAGCCUGUUAACUGUGUAUUUUAGUUUAAUGACAGUGAAUGUAAACUAAAGGAACAAACACCACAAACCCUAGGCAUUUUACAUACAGUUCUAACACUGACACUGAUUCUAUGUUUCCUUCUCAAGGUAACCACCCGUGGUGUAGGUCUCAUCCCGAGUAAUGCCUUGCUGAGCUCUAUGCAGUGGAGUGAAGUUUCUGAGCUCUACCACAAGUAAGAGCAAUUAUUAGGUUAGAGCUUUAGAAAGAAUGAUUUGAUCUGCCAGUUUAUAUUAAGUAAAUGGCUGUGAAUAUAUUUUAUACACUAAGUAUUUUAUUGAAUAAAAUAAGUAUUUUAUGUUGCAGAGUUUUAUCAGAAUGAAAGUAUAUAGUUAUUAGAUUCAAAUUCAAACACCCAGACACACACAUAUCUUCUUCUUUUUCUUCUAUACUUUAAGGGCCCAUGAUCAAUGUAUUGAUCAUACUGGCUCCUAUUUAUGUAAAGGGGAUUUCAGGAUGUUUCUGUGCCUGGUAUUGAAAUGUGGGUUUGGAAGCUGGAGGCAAUAGACGCAAGUGUGUCAAGUGUUGUCGCCUCAAGUGUUCCUAUUUGAAUCUUGUUCCAGUCCCCGAUUGUCUUUGGCUGGAAUGAGCCAAUGUAGAAAGAACAUUAUCAGUGAAGUUGUGUCUAACAUUUAUUGAUAUUGACCGACAAUUGCAAAUAAGAUUAAAAAAUGCCCUCAUGAAUCAUCUGAUCAGAGCAGGCGAAGACUUUUUCAAGCUCAGCUCUAACAAACAACAAACAACCUACAAUAAAUGUACAUGACAUGUGAAUGAAUGAGGUAUUGACCAAAAAAUACUUUAUUGAUUUGGAUUCAACUCCACUUUUUGGCCACAGAUGGUGUUGUUGGACAAACUGUUAGCUCAUAAAAUAAAAAUCUCCAGUUAACCUUGUCUAUGGUAAAUUGACGUGGCGUGUGGCCCUUUGAUGAACAUUUUUUUUUGUUGCCGGAAUCAUUUCAUCAAACUGAUUUGUGGUCGUUGUUGUGACAGGGAUCGUAUUUUUGUUAUUUAAAUGUUUUUGGGGAGGUGUCUAACUAAUUCUUAAGUGUAGUACAUUUUAGGGUCCCUGGUUUCAGAGUAAUGGGCCCCACUUAAUUUGGCACUGAAGGUUGCAUAAACUCAUAUGUGUAUCUCUAUAGUAGUGAAAUGGCUGAGAAUGUGAACUGUAUGUAAUGCACAAAACUGUGUUAUUAGCCGAUAUGGAUUAUUUUAGUUAGGAAUAUCUGCUGCAUCAAAAAAGCUGUUUAUAAAUAUAAUUCAUCCUUGUAAUGAACAAGUUACAUCAUUUAAUGAAUUGCCAUCGAUGGCAGGAUAGGAUGAAUCCUAGGAAGAAAUGAUAUGAUGAAUCACAGGAUACAAAGAUAGUAUGAAUCUUUGGAUGCGAGGAUGGGAUGUACCUUUGGAUGCAAGGAUGGGAUGAAUGGUUGGAUGCAAGGAUAGAAUGUAUCUUAGGAUGCAAAGAUAGGAAGAAUCUUAGUUCUGUUUUCUUUCUUGUCAUUGUCAUCAAUUUUAAAUGUCUUUUAAUUAAUGCCUUUUUUCCUUUACCCUUUAACUAUUGUAAUCUACUUUCUUGUCAUGGAAAUCGAUACUGAAAAUAUCAUUAGAGUUAACAUCCUUUACUUGGGAAAAGAUCAAAUGUUGUUUAGAGGUUUAACUGGGGGGGGGUUUGUGUGUGUGUGUGGCACUGUGCCUAAUUUGAUUUUUCUUUUUCAAUACAAGAACCAUAUGCGCCACUAAAGAACUACAUCUUCUAUUUAAAAAACUGACAUUGAACAAGUGGGCUAGUUUACAACUAUCUACCACAACAGUCAGUCCCCCUUUCUAUAAUUGCAAUACAGUCAAAGUCACGAUACUUGUGUUAGAACAAGUUGACCUUAUUACUGGUUAAGAAGGGCAGGCGGGUGACAAUGAUUGAUCUGUUUUCAUUCCAUCAUUUGUCACAUUCUUUAUUUGAUUGCUAAUUAUCAGCGGUGUGAUGCCGGCCCCAGAAAUUUUGUCAGCUCCCUCCCCCUACGAAAAAAACACCAAUGUUUUUCCGAAAUAUGCUUCCACCUCCAUAUAAAUAAAAACAGUGCCGCCAGGGCGGACUGCCCCCUCAGCACCCCCAUUCACACCCCCCUUUCCUACACCACAGCUGAUAAUCUUUCCAUUGUUGUCCCCUCACCCACCACAACUGAUUUAACCAAACUGGCAUUUAAUAAUGUAAGCAUUGUGUACAGAAAUGUUAAUAUUUAAUAUUGUCAUUGACCAACAAGUUGACUGGCAGUUCACUUAUUCCUGACUGUGCUCUUCAUCACUGAUUUGUAUUCUUUGAAUAUUUUGUAUUUAUUAAUUUUUGUUUCAUCAUGUAACCAUGAUGAAAUAAUUUUUAACACAUUUGAUUCUUGUCAUUGUGUGGUCAAGAGAGUACUUAUGUGUGUCCAAGUCUCUUCACUAACUCACCUCUAUGGCUUGAAAUUUUUCUCUCCAUGUUCCUCUUUCAAAAAGGUGUGAAAAAUAUUAUAGCCGUCGAUUGCCUUUGAGGUAAGGGAGUAUAUGUCUUCUUUUAUCACCAUCUUACAUUUUAUUGGCUUCUAGGUGAGCUUUUCCCGAGGUUAUUGCCAUUAAGUACAGGUUUUAGCAAUAAUUGUGUACAGGGUCAUGACAGUUGUGUACUUGGCUCCUCUGAACAUGAUCAAUGCCUACCAAAAUUUCUCUCAAUGUAAUGAUUGUAUAACUCAAAGUCUAGCACAUACAUGUAGACCUAUGAGCUCAAAACCCUUUGCUGAACAUGCCCACCCAGAACAACUGUCAACAAAUAGAUAUACUCUCAACACACACACACACACACACACAAAAAGGCUGAAAUAGCGGCCAGAUUUUUUCAUUAAAUGAGUAUUUAAAUCAGUUAUUAUUUUUGCAUACAAUCAAUCUUUGAUUCUUUUUGUGAUGUGUGGAUAGGUUAUGAAACAUGAUGUGUGAUUGUGUGUGUGUGUUGAGUGUUGUCUGUAGUAGAAUCAUCAUGAUUAUUGGGCCAUUGAAUCUGUUUCUACUAGUAAAAGUUUGUAUUUUAUUAGCAUUGAUCUCCUGGUCUCUGUUUAUUGUUGUGAGACUGAAUCAGCAACAUUUUUUAUGAUAGUAGUCCCCUCAGUAGACAUGUGUCCUUCUGAAAGCUUCCAGCAUGGUAGAAUAAUAAAUAAAUGUUUAGAUUUACUGCAAAGAAGCAUUAAUAGUUGUAUUGCCAACUGAGCAUUCUCAAAGCUGCCUACUCAGCUAACUAUGUUGUUGAAUGAUUCCAAAAAGAGCUAAAGCCAUAUACUAGAGCAGUGGUUCCAAACUUUUUUGACUUGUGGAGCCCUUCUUAGAAUUAAUUUCUACGUGGGAGACCCUUAAGCCUAGCUUGUCUUACUAAUUAUUAUUGUUAAGGUUUUUCCCGGAGCUGGCUUGGAGCCACUGACAGGUGCAUGCAGAGCCCUUAGAGCGCCUUGGAGGUUGGGAACCACUGUACUAGAGUGAAAUAUUAAAUCCUUCCCAUUAUGUAUGUUUGUUUCAGGUACUUGAGUGCGAACCAAAUAGUUUGUCAAAAUGUCGAAAGACUUGGUCGUGUCACAGAUGGGGGAUGGGAUAUGUGUAAUGACAGUCAAUAUUCUCCCAAAGGCCAGUGUAUUGUGUACUCGUUUGGGUGAGUUAUUCAAUAAACCUUGACUUACCUCCUUCAAAUAGGUAUACUAAUCAUACUUUAUAUUUUUCAUUUAUAUAACUAUACAUUAGUAGAUAUAUGAGUAUUUGUUAGUAGCAAGUGAUCAAUUAGGAUUCCGAGACUUCGUCAAAAAUUGAGCCAGACAGAUAAAUUCUAAAGUAAACUUAGUUAAGUUAGGGUAAAGAUAGUUAAGUUCCUCUAAUAACGACUGAAAGUUGUUUAAAUGAUCACAAGCAAGAUAGUUAAGUUCCUCUAAUAACGACUGAGAGUUGUUUAAAUGAUCACAAGCAAGAUAGUUAAGUUCCUCUAAUAACGACUGAGAGUUGUUUAAAUGAUCACAAGCAAGAUAGUUAAGUUCCUCUAAUAACAACUGAGAGUUGUUUAAAUGAUCACAAGCAAGAUAGUUAAGUUCCUCUAAUAACAACUGAGAGUUGUUUAAAUGAUCACAAGCAAGAUAGUUAAGUUCCUCUAAUAACAACUGAGAGUUGUUUAAAUGAUCACAAGCAAGAUAGUUAAGUUCCUCUAAUAACAACUGAGAGUUGUUUAAAUGAUCACAAGCACUCCCCUAGAAUAGUUUUAAAUGUAUUUUAUUGUAAAAAUUUUACUAAAAUUAAACGUGCCAGACUAUGAAGGUAGCAUUUGAUUUCUCACAAUUGACAGAAUAGCAGAUGACUUCAGCUUUGACAAUGCGGUCGUAGAGAAAUUCGGCUGUGAAGUCCAUUCCUUCGACCCGAGGUAAGCCUUUAUAUGUACCUAACCUUUCUCUCGAAUUAUUGGUAUGGAAUUGCCAAAUUUUAAUUCUUUAUCACCCUUCUCUUUGUAUUUACAUUUGUUGAUGGCUACUCUACUUUUGCACAAAAAUUAAUUUGAAUGAAGGGUUUAAAUCCUUGUUUUGUUAACCAUUAAAAAGUCAAUGGAUCAUUAUUUUAAGGACUUACCUAAGAGAAGACUGUACAAAGGCAGACUUUUAUUUGUUUAUAUUUUAAUUUGAUCUACAAGUCUGUACAGAAUAAAGGAUAGUAAAAGCUGUCUCAGUGCAAAUGAGAUUUAAUUAUUUGUAAUGCUCAUUUUAUCAUCCUUCUGUCCCUGUGACGCUACUGCUUGUAAAAGGCUUUUCCCUGUCUCAUCACCACUUCCUUGCAUUCGUCCCUGUGGUGCUACAACUGUGUUGGGGUUUGGCCUGCUUCACCACUUCCUUGCAUUCGUCCCUGUGGUGCUACAACUGUGUUGGGGUUUGGCCUGCUUCACCACUUCCUUGCAUUCGUCCCUGUGGUGCUACAGCUGUGUUGGGGUUUGGCCUGCUUCCGUCCCUGUGGUGCUACAGCUGUGUUGGGGUUUGGCCUGCUUCACCACUUCCUUUCACUCAAACCUUCUAUCCACCCAUCCCUGUGGCGCUGCAGCCCAUGUAGGGCUUUGGACUGCCUCACCACUUCCUUCCACUCAGACAUGACUGAUGCUUUUCUUUUCCAAGCCUGGAUUCCCAGCGAUUGUAGAUUUUUGUCCACAUCAUCCAUCCAUCUAAGCCUUUGAGGCGUUAUCUUCUGUGGUGUUGGUGUGUAUCCUCUUCACUCCUCAGUCAUUUGGCAUUCUUUUUUAGUGGCCCAUCCAGCACAGCCUACCCUUUUUAUUUCUGCUACUAGCAUGGUAUCCUGGUAUAGUCCAUACUAUUUCAAUACAUCAAGCAAUGAUUAUUUUAGAGCAUAUCUUACUACAAAAAAAUACUGAUUAUGGCUCAUCUGCUAAUGUUGUUGAUGCUUUCAGCAUUGAUAUGCAGACCAAGAAGAGAGGGGACAAGAAGUUCUUCUAUAAGUUGGGCAUAGCAGAUUCUGACAGGACCUUGGCCAGUGGAUGGUCUAUGUCAAGAUUUGAAUCUAUACGUGCCAGCCUCAAGCACAUGAAGGUAAGAGUUACCUAAAGUCACUGAUGGAUAUGAGAGCAGGGUCAGGAUAUGAGAGUAGGGUUAGGAUAUGAGAGCAGGGGUUAGGAUAUGAGAGCAGGGUUAGGAUAUGAGAGAAGGGUUAGGAUAUGAGAGCAGGGUUAGGAUAUGAGAGCAGGGUUAGGAUAUGAGAGAAGGGUUAGGAUAUAAGAGUAGGGUUAGGAUAAGAGAGCAGGGUUAGGAUAAUUACAAAGUUUGAUACAAUCAGGGAAAAAAAGUAUUAAUAUUUCUUAUGGCUUACAUAUGAUUGCGCAUAAAUUGACAUGCAAUAAACAAGAUUGAUCCCUUUUUUAACAUAUUAGACAAUUGUUCUUUACGCUACGGAAACCAACCAAACCAUUUGUACUUAACACUAAGGAAACCAACCAAGCCAUUUGUACUUAACACUAAGGAAACCAACCAAGCCAUUUGUACUUAACACUAAGGAAACUAACCAAACCAUUUGUACUUAACACUAAGGAAACCAACCAAGCCAUUUGUACUUAACGCCAGGAAUACCAACCAAUACCGAGGAAAUAUGUGAACCAACUCCUAUUUCCACAUUUGCACAAGCACCAUCGACAUUCCCAACAUUUCAUUUUACACAAACACCAUCGACAUUCCAAACAAUUCAACUUACACAAGCACUAUCAACAUUUCAACUUACACAAACACUAUGGACAUUCUCAACAUUUCAACUUACUCAAGAACCAUGGACAUUCCCAACAUUUCAACUUACAGAGAACUAUCAACAUUCUGAAGCUGGACAUUGAAGAAUGGGAAUGGGAGGUACUACCUGACCUUCUGGCCUCUGACCACCUGAAAUCCGUUGAUCAGCUCCUUAUUGAGCUCCAUCAGUGUCAGGGCUGCUCCAAGUAUGAUCCAUUGCAGGUAACCAAUUUAUUCUGGUGGGGGAGGGGGGGGGGGUGUGCCACGAAGAACAUUUGAAAUUGUUUCAACUACAAAAAUUUAGAGACACUGUUUAAUAUUAUUAAUUCAUGUUUUCUUUUGGCUACAUCUCUACAAAAACAACUGUAUUAUCUUUCUUUUUUUUAAAAUAGAAAUGUUAUAUUGUUUGAUUUAUUUGAUUGAUUUAUUGAUUGGAUGAUAAUGUAGACUUUACACCUCUUUUCAAAUAGGACUUAACCUUUUAAUAAUACCUAGAAUACAAUUAUCUAGCAAAGCUAUAUAAUUUAGCAUAAUAAUACUAACAAUGAUAUCAAUAAUAAUUAAGCAAACAAUUUAUAUUUACAUUGCAUAUGUUGGCCAGGCUUUCUUAACCCGUAGUCUAAUGGAGAUUUUUGGGGGGGAUUCAUGGAAUGAGUUCUCAGAUCAGUGGUCCCCAAAUUUCUUUGCACCAUGGAAUCGUUUUGAGGAAGACAAUUUUUCCAUGGACCAAGGCUUGGUUUGGUUUGAUUCAAGUGCAAAAAAUGCAACGUUCCUAACAGGCCGCAGACUGGUCCCAGUCCACUGCCCGGUGGUGGGGGACCCUUGUCUUAGAUGGUCCAUGACUGGACUGACUUGUAACAUUAAGAAAUGGGGUCAGGCUAAUGCUCUUUAUGCCCUUCCCUAAGCACCCCCACUAAGCCCGGUAUCGGGUCGCAAAGCGGCACGUUGGAGAUGUCUCUUUGCAAGGACAGCCCCCACCCAAGUCUGCUCAAUCUGGUUCUGUUGGGGGAUGCCCCCCAACCCAAAGACACCCGGACAGUCCAACACUGUGUUUGCACACAGUGCACACAAUCAACUUUCUCAAGAGUUGGGAUGGUAAAUUUAUGUCCUAAUAUUUUCCCCCACCCAUCCCGGGGAAGCGUUGGACGCCCUUUAAGAGGUUUUCUACAGUGGGUUUCCACCACGCAACUAACUUGUGAAGGAGCUGGGAUGAAACGGUUGACUUGGAGCAGCUUCUCAGGGCUGCAUAGUAAGAAUCAUCAGCUAGAGGUUACCACCUUUGCCUCUAGCCUCAUAUCCAUUAGCGGCAACUUGUAAUCAUGAUCUCUACCCUGCCUCUGCCUUUACUUCAACAAUUGUGAAUUAUCACAGCUGGCAGCCCUGUAGGUGCUGUUUUAUUUAUGGCCGGUACCGAGCACGUCCCUUGUCGGCCCACACAGGACGCGCCACAGUGGUCUUGUUCCCUGGGUAACGUCAAGGUGGUCGGUGGUCGACGCUCCUUAUUGACAAGCCACCACUUCAACCUUAGCCCCAUGACGGGACUAAACAUUUUUAUUUUCUGUUUUAUGGCUUCAUGGAUAACAAAGGAUUUAACCUAAAGCUGAUUUUUUAUUUUUGUCCAGACAGACAAAGAGCCACCCAGGGAUCAUUACGUCCACAUGCUGGGAAUUCUGAGUCAACUUUACCAACAGAACUUUCGAAUUUUCCAUCACCAUGACAACAGUGCCUGCAGGUAUCUGUCCAAGUUUACCAUGACAGAGUUGUCCGCCUGUGUGGAGAUUGGAUUGGUUAGGAUACCAGCUCAGUGAUUGCCAUGCCUGUUAAGGCUAGAAAAUGAAACAAGCAGUUUGAGCCCAUUAAUGAAAUAUGCAACACUUAUCAAGAAAUUAUUUUUAAAAAGACAAUAAAAACGGUUUAUGUAUUUUUAUGGUUUCCAUUAUGAAAGAGCAAUUUAAAUAAACUCUUCCAGAGGCCAGAAAACGUUAAGACAUUAUAAUGGAUGGAUUAUGAACUAGUCUACGUUUGAUCCAUGAAAAAUUAUCAUGAGUGUCUUGACCUUAAAGAUGAUCACACAUGCCAAACUAAAUGGCACAUUGCUUGACAUCUUUAACUAUUUUUCACUUUAUGUUGGGCUCAUUGCCACCAAAGAUUUUAUUCUUGCUCUUACUGCCAUUUUAGAAAUAUUGUAAAUCUUUGCCAGGCAUCAAAUUUCAUUCUGUUUAUAUCAUAAGUUCUGAUGUGACUUUUUAUUGUAUUUUUGCUGUAAUCCUAUGACUACUGAACUAUUUGCAGAAAGUUGGUUGGGACUUUGGAUAUUUUGUCGGACUGACAUGAAACAGUAUUCUUAUGCAGCACAGAGCUGUUAAAUACCAGAAUUAUUUUAAACUGUUGAAAUCUUC
Messenger RNA from Lymnaea stagnalis (great pond snail), 12860 nucleotides. The record is from the annotation of a GenBank genome assembly. NCBI's taxonomy places the organism in Eukaryota, Metazoa, Mollusca, Gastropoda, Lymnaeidae.